Messenger RNA from Frieseomelitta varia, 12434 nucleotides. It is a transcript of the gene kl-3, whose product is annotated as dynein axonemal heavy chain 8. Gene Ontology annotation, molecular function: dynein light intermediate chain binding; minus-end-directed microtubule motor activity; ATP hydrolysis activity. Lineage: Eukaryota; Metazoa; Arthropoda; Insecta; Hymenoptera; Apidae. Bases 1 to 12384 code for a protein of 4127 amino acids. The record is from RefSeq and is a predicted model, not a curated record. Gene Ontology annotation, cellular component: dynein complex. Gene Ontology annotation, biological process: microtubule-based movement. The transcript has 58 exons.
AUGUGCAGAAAUGUAAGAGAAUCUGCCGAUGAAAAACCUUUUGAGGUAUCUGAAAUGUACGUUUUCGGGAAGUCUAAUACUUUCAAAGCGAGAAUAAUAAAAAUUAUGGAUGUUUUACAAACAAUGUUAACAUAUCUAAUUCUUUACAAUUCCGCAAUAGAGGGAAUAGACGUAUUUGCGAACAAAUUCUUCAGUUUCUUUCAGGAUAUUUCAUCCAAAGACUAUGAUCCAUUAAAUCAUAGGAAACCAUAUUUUGAUUUUGAUUACGAUAAUUAUAAGAAAAAUGUGGCAGAGACAGAAAUAGAAUUAAGAAACUUCUUUUAUAAAUGCGUCUCGGACGCGCCAAAUAUAACAGAAGCAUUGAGGAUAGUAGCAAGAUUUCAAAAAUUGAAGUUCAAACAUCUGAGAAUCGACAGGAAGUACUUAGAACUCAUUACACUGUUUCAAAAAGAAAUUGAGGAUGUACGAGAUAGAUACAACGAAGACAGAUCGGAUCCUCCGAUACCGCGAAAUGUUCCACCUAUUGCUGGCCGUAUUUUAUGGAUCCGACAACUUUUCAGGCGUAUCGAAACUCCGAUGGAAAUAUACAAAAAGUGCAAAAGAGUGAUUACUCACGAUCAUAUGCAGAGAUGCAUUAGAAUUUACAAUGCCUUGAUCACUGUUUUUAUACAUUAUGAAAUGAUAUAUCAUAAAGCAUGGUACGAUUGUUCAGAAAUUGUUCGAUUGGCGUUAGCCUCACCAUUGAUAAUAAGACACCCAGAUACGAACAAGUAUCAUCUGAACUUCGAUUCGUACAUUAUCGAGGUGAUACGUGAAUCAGAACAUAUGGCUAGGUUUGACUUGGAAGUGUCAGAUUUUAUACAAAUAAUAACAUUUUGUAAAGAGAGAAUUUUCUCAUCGUAUGAAAUUGUAAAGCAAUUGGUCGACGAAAAUAAUACACUGAGACGAACGAUACCGAUAUUAUUUUUGAUUUUGAUAAAAAUUGUUCUUGUUAAUCUCGAGAUCGCCUUUCAACCUUGUUUAUCAGUAAUCACAUGGACGUCUUUAAACAUUGACGAAGUGUGUAAGGAGAUAAAGAAUGCACUUGCGUCGGUGCAGAUUUUUGUCAAAGAUAUAAGAGACAUGAAAGAAGCAAGAGUCGACGAAGUUUUCGAAUCCAUAUCAGAAGUUAUUCUAGUGAAACUCGAUGAUUAUGCAAAGACUCCUGCUCAACUUUUAGACGAUAAUAUGGCAUACGGACUUACAAUAGCAGUCGAUUUGGAAAUUAAAUCGUCAGCAGCGGAGAAAGCAGUUACUGCUAUUAUUAAUAAGUUUAUGGACUUCAUAAUCGACGAGACUGUUCAGGAUAUUAAAUACAAUUGGAUGGAUCCGGAUAAAAUACACAAGCAUAUCUCACAGACGAAAUUGACAAAGGGAAAAUAUGAACCAGGUUUUGCCCCUAUCGAGAGAACACGUAAAGUUCAAAUAAAUCGGGUGCACAAUGAUUGCAUGGAGUUAUUCGCUUAUUUCCAUAAUAAACUCGUAGAAGCCUUAGUAAAGUGCACCAAAAACUCGCUCGAGUUAUUAAAGAAAAAAGUCACUAAUAUGAGUCAUCUGAUACACGAUAAUGACGAAUUGAGGAUGAAACCGAUACUUUUGACGACGUUCGUCUUGCAAAUACCAAAUAUCGUGAUAGUACCCCCUAUAGAGGAAUUACAGUAUUGUUUUGGAAAAUUAGUGAGUAGCGUUCUGGAAAUUUACAAACAAGUCACAGCAUGGGGACAACGUUAUUAUAAUCUGAAAUCUGAAAAUGUCGUAUCAAAUACACAAGAAAAUAAUGCAAUUCCUCGGAAGAAUUAUUAUCACAUAAUAUCGGAUCACAAAGAGAUAGUACGUAGCAUAAUGAGCCUGCAAGGUGCAAUUUUUGCCGUAAAGCAAGACAUCGAUGAAAUUGCCAAUAUUUACUUGCAAUAUUCUUACAUAUGGUCCGAAGACAAAGAUAAUAUCAUUCAAAGUUUCGUCGAUUCCGAGCCUAUCACUCAAGAGAUCAAAGAGAAGUUCAUGGAAUACGACAGUUUAGUCGAUGAGAUUCAACAUCUGCCAAACAAACACGUAGUCGGUCCUAUAGAAAUUAGCAUGGACAAAUUGAAGUUAGCAUUUCUGGUUGAGGCACGUGUAUGGAAGAUAUCACUGGGGCAGAAGUUGUCUGCAACUUACAAGGAGAAAUUAAAAAGAAUCAUCGAAUACAUAAACGAGAAGAACAAGGUUUUAGCCAGGAAAAUAAAGGACCUGGAAGACGUAAGGAUCGCGAUGAAGUGUUUAAGCGAGAUACGAGACGAUUUCAUAUCGUUGGAUAUAGAGUUGAUCUUGAUCGAGGAAACGUACACAUUAAUGGGAAAGUUUAAUAUUCUUGUCUCGAAGGAGGAACAGGAUAUCGUGGACGGUUUACGAUACAAUUUCACAAACAUGUUGAACACGGCGAAACAAGUACAAGCAAAAAUAUGCGAAAUGCAAGAGCCAUUGAAAAAGGAAUUGACGGAUGGUGUUGCGAUAUUUAAGCAAGAUGUGAUCAAUUUUGAUUUUGACUUUGAGCUGAACGGUCCUAUGGUUGAAGGAAUACCGGCUAAAGAAGCUAGUGAUCGGCUGAUAUUCUUUCAUGCCCGUCUUGACGAGUUAUGGGAGAAGUACCAGACUUACAGCAGCGGGGAAAGUUUAUUCGGCAUUGAAAUAACAGACUACCCGGCUCUUCAUCAAAGAAAGAGGGAAAUUAAUUUACUACAGAAGUUAUACUCCUUGUAUUUGCAAGUUAUACGAACGAUCGACAGCUACUACGAGAUACCUUGGGCAGAGAUCGAUAUCGAAUCCAUAAUGACUGAACUAGCCGAAUUUCAGAAUAGAUGUCGAAGACUACCAAAGGUUAUGAGAGAGUGGCCAGCCUACAUCGACUUGAAAAAGAAAAUCGACGACUUUAACGAAACUUGCCCAUUGUUAGAGAUGAUGGCUAAUAAAGCGAUGCAAGAGAGACAUUGGGAAAGAAUGUCGAAAUUGUGCAAAUACUACUUUGAUGUUGAGUCGGAGGCAUUUACAUUGGCCAACGUGAUGCAGGCACCUUUAUUGAAGUACAAAGACGAAGUCGAGGAUAUAUGCAUAAGCGCAGUGAAGGAGCAAGAAAUAGAGAGCAAACUAAAACAGAUCAUAGCAGAAUGGGCCAUCGUGGAUUUACAAUUCUCCACGUUCAAGCAGAGAGGAGAAUUGCUCUUAAAAGGCGUGGAAACGUUGGAGAUAAUAUCUCAGCUCGAGGAUAGUUUGAUGAUCAUUAGUUCACUGCUGGCAAAUCGAUAUAACGCGCCUUUCAAAAAGGAUAUACAACUGUGGCAAAAUAAACUCAGCAAUACCUCUGAGAUCUUGGCAAAAUGGCUCAAUGUUCAGAAUCUAUGGGCUUAUUUAGAAGCUGUAUUCAUUGGCGGAGAUAUAUCGAAACAACUUCCAGCGGAGGCAAAACGUUUCAAUAAUAUCGACAAAGCGUGGAUGAAGAUAAUGUAUCGAGCACGUGAGAGGGUGAACGCAGUGGAAACUUGCACUGGAGAUGAAACAAUGACACAAUUUUUGCCACAUUUGUUGGAACAGUUGGAAUCUUGUCAGAAAUCUCUCAGCGGAUAUUUGGAAACGAAACGAAGCAUAUUUCCAAGAUUUUGCUUCAUAUCAGACCCCACGUUGCUGGAAAUACUUGGCCAAGCAGCAGAUUGUCACACCAUACAGAAGUAUCUCGACGGUUUCUUCGACAAUAUAGGAAAAUUAGAGUUUCACGAGAAAGAGUAUGAAAGGAUCGUAGCCAUGUAUUCGCGCGAAAACGAGAAAGUGCUAACAGAGAAGGAUGUUAUAUGUACAGGGCUUGUGGAGAAUUGGUUGAACACUUUGUUAACGGUUCAUCAAUUCUCUGUUGGCAGUGCAAUCUCCCAAGGGUUGCAGACUCUUCCUAACGAAGACUUUGAUAUUAUACAGUUGAUCGACAAUUCAAUUUUACAAGUAGGAUUAUUAGCCUUGCAAGUUUUAUGGACUCACGACUCUGAAGUAGCUCUCAAUACAGUAAGACGAGACAGAAACAUAAUGAAGCGAACAAAUCAAUGGUUUCUCGAUUUAUUGAACAGUCUCAUUGAAGUAACCGUUAAAGACUUAUCAAAGUACGCGAGGGCGAAGUACGAGGCAUUGAUUACUAUUCACGUGCAUCAAAGAGAUAUAUUCGACGAUCUGUGUCGUAUGAGAAUUCGCAAUGUCGGUGAUUUCGAGUGGUUGAAGCAAUGCAGAUAUUAUUACGACGCUGAAACAGAAGACGUCCCUAUACAAGUAACGGAUAUAGAUUUCGUCUAUCAGAACGAGUUUCUAGGUUGCACCGAUCGACUUGCCAUUACUCCCCUCACUGAUAGAUGCUACAUAACAUUAGCUCAAGCCGUGGGUAUGAACUUUGGAGGUGCACCAGCAGGGCCGGCCGGCACUGGCAAAACAGAAACCACGAAGGAUAUGGGGAAAGCCCUUGGAAAAUACGUGGUGGUAUUUAAUUGCUCCGACCAAAUGGAUUUCCGCGGUCUAGGCAGAAUAUUUAAAGGAUUAGCCAUGUCCGGAACCUGGGGCUGCUUCGACGAGUUUAAUCGUAUCGAUUUGCCAGUUCUGUCCGUCGCUGCUCAGCAAAUAGCGAUUGUACUUACAGCAAGAAAGGAAAGAAAAGCAAAUUUUCUUUUUAGUGAUGGUGAAAUAUACCAUUUAAACUACGAGCUUGGGAUUUUCAUUACUAUGAAUCCUGGCUACGCUGGUCGUCAAGAAUUACCGGAAAAUUUAAAGAUACAAUUCAGAAGCGUCUCUAUGAUGGUUCCUGAUAGACAAAUAAUUAUGCGUGUAAAAUUGGCAGCUUGUGGUUUUAAAGAGAACGUUCUAUUGGCACGAAAGUUUUUCACGUUGUAUAAAUUAUGUGAGGAACAAUUAAGCAAGCAGGUACAUUAUGAUUUCGGUUUGAGAAACAUAUUGUCUUGCUUGCGAACUCUCGGUGCACAGAAACGAGCGAAUCCCACUGAUUCUGAAGAAACUACUUUAAUGAGAGUUUUAAGGGACAUGAAUUUGUCGAAAUUAGUAGACGAAGAUGAACCCUUGUUUAUGUCUCUCAUCGAAGACAUGUUCCCAGGCAUCAAGCUCAGAGUUCAAAUAUACAAAGAUCUGCAAAAAGCACUUGCAAAUGCAACUGUUGCUCUUGGUAUAAUGAACCAUCCAGAAUGGAACUUGAAGGCAGUUCAAUUGUACGAAACCUCUUUGGUUCGCCACGGCUUGAUGAUGCUUGGACCGACAGGAUCCGGAAAAACUAUGUGCAUGUGGGCUCUUAUGAAAGCUCUAACAGAAAUGGGCAUACCUCAUAAAGAAGUUAGAAUGAAUCCCAAAGCCAUAACCGCGUCCCAGAUGUUUGGUAGACUAGACGUAGCGACGAAUGAUUGGACAGAUGGAAUUUUCUCCAUUAUAUGGAGAAGAUCGACGCAAACGAAGAAAACAGAAAAUUUAUGGAUGGUCCUGGACGGUCCUGUGGAUGCUGUGUGGAUCGAGAACUUAAACUCCGUGCUGGACGAUAAUAAGACGCUAACUUUAGCGAAUGGCGAUCGUAUAAUUAUGGCAUCCAAUACUAAAUUGGUCUUUGAACCGGACAAUGUUGAUAAUGCAUCGCCAGCUACGGUAUCUCGUAUGGGAAUGGUGUUCAUGAGUGCUUCUGUACUAAAAUGGACUCCCAUUCUACAAGCAUGGUUUAAAACACAACCGCCAGCACAAGUAGAAGUGCUGAAUAAUUUUUUCAAAAAAAUUUACGACGACGCCCAUACCUUUGUUCAAACGAAACUUCCGGUAAAGAUGCAACUCUUGGAAGCUCUUUACAUAAGGCAGUGUAUCGAUUUGUUGGAUGGUUUGCUUGGUACAAAUAAAGAUACGACUAGAAUACUGCCGGAAUAUCACAUCGAAAAGAUAUUUCUUUUCUCGCUAAUGUGGAGCUUGGGAGCGGUAUUGGAAUUAGAUGAACGUAACUUAUUACAGGAGUUCUUACUUAAUCACCAAUCGAAAUGUAAUUGGCCAAAAUGCAAGGAAGAUGAAACCAUAUUUGAAUACCUAGUGUCAGACGAUGGCCAAUGGAUGCAUUGGUCUGAAAAGGUCCCAGAAUUCAUCUAUCCGCCGGACGAAGUCUUAAAAUAUUACACUAUUCUAGUCCCUAAUAUAGACAAUACAAGAACUUUAUUCUUGAUCGAUGUCAUUGCGAAACAGGGGAAAGCAGUAUUACUAAUAGGAGAGCAAGGAACUGCAAAGACAGUUAUGGUCAAAAGCUACAUGUCCCACUAUGAUCCAGAAGAACAUCUCUGUAAAUCUUGCAGUUUUUCUUCCGCAUCUACACCCAAUAUGGUUCAGCGAAUAUUUGAAAGCUACGUGGAGAAAAGAGUGGGUACCACUUACGGACCCCCAGGUGGCCGAAAAAUGACCAUUUUCAUCGACGACAUAAAUAUGCCGGCUAUAAAUGAAUGGGGUGAUCAAAUUACAAACGAGAUCGUUCGCCAACUGAUGGAAUAUAAAGGCUUUUAUUCCCUGGACAAGCCCGGCGAUUUCUGUACUAUACAGGAUAUUCAGUUGCUUGCAGCCAUGAUUCAUCCUGGUGGGGGUAGAAACGAUAUUCCACCGCGGCUCAAGAGACAAUUCAAUAUUUUUAAUUGUACAUUACCAUCCAACAAAUCCAUGGACACGAUAUUCAGAAGCAUCGGGCAAGGAUACUUUUGUAGCACCAGAUUCGACGAGAGUAUUGUAAACUUUUUGCCAAAAUUAAUACCUUUAACGAGAGUCCUGUGGCAGCAGACUAAGAGUAAAAUGUUGCCAACGCCAGCAAAGUUUCACUAUGUCUUUAAUUUAAGAGAUUUGUCUCGAAUAUGGGAAGGCAUCCUCAGAAUAGAAAGUGCUGAAUGUGAUUCCAGAAGCAGGCUAUUAAAGCUCUGGGAACACGAAUGUACUCGCGUAAUUGCAGAUCGAUUUACAAACAAUGAAGACACACAGUGGUUCAAAAGCACAUUACGAAAAACAGCGGAGAAAAUGUUAGGUUCUGAUUUUAGUUUCUACAUACCAGUCGAAACAUAUUUCGUGAAUUUUCUGCGUGAACCGCCGGAACCUACUGGAGAUGAACCGGAAGAUUUCGUCUUUGAAGCGCCAAAGAUUUACGAGGAGAUGCCGAGUUACGAGAUUGUGAUUGCAAAGGUCCGACAAAAUAUGGAUCAAUUCAACGAAUACGUUCGAGGAAUGCGCAUGGAUUUAGUAUUCUUCCACGAUGCUCUGGUGCAUUUGAUUCGAAUAUCGAGAAUCCUGGGUGUUCCUCGAGGCAACGCGAUGCUGGUAGGAGUUGGAGGAUCAGGCAAACAGAGUCUGACUCGACUAGCCUCUUUCAUCGCUGGUUUUAGCUUUUAUCAAAUUACAUUAACCAGGACUUACAGCGUUGGAAGUUUACUGGAAGAUCUACGAAAAGUGUAUCAUACAGCUGGUGUGGGAAGCAAGGGGCAGACAUUCAUAUUUACCGACAACGAGAUAAAAGAGGAAGCUUUCCUGGAGUACAUAAAUAACAUAUUGAGCGUUGGAGAAAUAGCGAAUCUGUUUCCAGCAGAUGAACUUGAUGAAAUUUUAACGACAGUGACGCCUAUGAUGAAAAAGGACGACCCAAAGCGACCACCAACUCCGGAUAAUCUUUACGAUUAUUUCUUGACACGCGCGAAGGAUCAGUUGCAUAUGGUCUUAUGUUUUUCACCAGUUAGCGAGAAGUUUAGAUCCCGAGCAUUGAAAUUCCCUGGUCUUAUAUCUGGUUGUACGAUAAAUUGGUUCUGGCGAUGGCCAAUAGAUGCUUUAUACGAAGUCAGUGAUCACUUCAUAAAGAAAUAUAAAAUAAUAUGCCCCGUAGAGAUAAAACAACAGCUAAUAGAAGUUAUGGGAGACGUGCAUAAUAAUGUGAAUGACGUUUGCGUACAAUAUUUCGAUAGAUUCCGCAGAGAGGUGUACGUGACACCAAAAUCGUUCUUAACUUUCCUUAGCGGAUAUAAACUACUUUACAAAGAACGUUUGGACAAUAUCAAUAUGCUGUCGUAUCGUAUGAGCAGCGGUUUGAGUAAGUUAGUCGAUGCUGCAGCUCAAGUCGACGAAUUGCGUAAAGUUUUGGAGAAGAAUCAACAGGAAAUCGCGGAGAAGAACGUGCAAGUCGAGGCUAUUUUAGUCACUGUGAAUGAAAAGAAGAAAGAGGCGGAGAUGGUGAAAGCACAGGUGCAAGUUUCUAAGGACGAGGCGGAAGCCAUUUUGAAAGUGAUCGCGAAAGAAAAAUCUGUAGCAGAACAAAAAUUGAAAGCUGCAGAGCCUGCUUUACUGGAAGCAGAAGCUGCCUUACAAACUAUAAAAGCCGCUGAUAUUGCGACAGUAAGAAAAUUAGGCAAACCACCAUAUUUGAUUACUCUCAUCAUGGACUGCGUGUUGAUACUGUUUGGAAGAAAAUUGGAUCCAGUUAAGCCUGACUACGAACGACAAUUUUUAACUCCUUCGUGGUCUGAAGCCUUAAAAAUGAUGGCUGAUGUUAGAUUUCUUUAUCACUUGCAAAAUUUUCCAAAGGAUAAUAUCAAUGCCGAAACUAUCGAUCUGAUGCAACCAUAUUUGAAUUAUCCCUCGUACACGUACGAAGCUGCAAAGCAAGCUUGCGGAAACGUUGCUGGUCUCAUCCAGUGGACCAUCUCGAUGGUUACAUUCUACGGAAUAAACAAAGAUGUUCUCCCAUUGAAAGCAAAUUUGGCUGUACAAGAAAGCAAAUACGAGAAAGCCAAUCGAAAUCUGAUGGAAGCUGAAAGCCUUUUGAAAGCGAAAGACGAAGACUUAAAAGUGGUGCAGAGAGAGUUCGAUGGUGUGAUGGAAGAACGUCAAAAAAUAGUUGAUUUAGCAGAAAUAUGCCAAGCGAAAACAGACACAGCCACGGCAAUGAUCGAGGGCCUUUCUGGCGAAAGAAUAAGAUGGACGGAGCAAAUAGCUGCCUUCAAAUCAGAAAUAGAUCGUCUGGUUGGCGAUGUGUUAAUUCUAAUAGGUUUCUUAUCAUAUUGUGGGCCCUUCAAUCAAGAAUUCAGGUCUUUAUUGCAAAGACAAUGGUUUGACUUUAUCCAUGCUCGAAAGAUCCCGGUUUCUCUUGUAAUAAAUAUUACGGCUAGUUUGACUGACACUGCUACUAUUGGAGAAUGGAGUUUGCAAGGUCUGCCAACGGACGAUUUAUCCAUUCAGAAUGGAAUUAUAGUAACGCAUGCAAUCAGAUAUCCUCUUUUAAUCGAUCCUCAAUUACAAGGUAAAACGUGGAUCAAGAACAAAGAGGAAGAAUUUCAGUUGCAGGUAACGUUCUUCUCACACAAAUAUUUUAGAAAUCAUUUGGAAGAUUGUGUUUCUCUGGGCCGCCCAUUGCUAAUCGUAGAUGUAGGAGAGGAAUUGGAUCCUGUUUUGGAUAAUUUGUUGGAAAAAAACUUUAUAAAAAUAGGAACUUCUUUGAAGGUAAAAUUAGGUGAUAAGGAAGUAGAUAUUCAUAAGGAUUUUAGACUUUACAUCACUACAAAGUUACCCAAUCCGUCAUAUACUCCGGAAGUAUUUGCACGUGCCGCUAUAAUCGACUUUACUGUUACUGUAAAAGGAUUAGAAGAUCAAUUGUUAGGAAGAGUUAUUUUAACGGAGAAGAAAGAACUUGAAACAGAAAGGACACAGUUGAUAGCAGAUGUAACUGCAAAUAAUAGAAAGAUCAAAGAACUAGAAGCUAAUCUUUUACACAAAUUGACUACCGUAGAAGGACCUUUGAUAGAAGAUGUAGAAUUAAUGUCUGUAUUAAAUAUUACGAAACAAACAGCUGCUGAGAUAAAUGAGAAGUUAAACAUAGCGAGAGACACGGAAUUAAGAAUCGAUUCAGCUCGAGAAGAAUUUCGACCAGUGGCAACACGUGGUAGUGUAUUGUACUUUUUAAUUUGCGACAUGUCUUUGGUCAAUUGCAUGUAUCAGACAUCGCUUGUUCAAUUCUUGGAACGUUUCGAUCUUUCUAUGGAAAGAUCUGAGAAGAGUCCAAUUAAUCAGCGAAGAAUCAAUUUCAUUAUCGAAUAUCUCACGUACGAAAUCUUCAAAUACAAAGCAAGAGGUCUCUACGAAAUUCAUAAAUACAUGUUCAUUCUACUGAUGACGUUGAAGAUUGAUUUACAACGCGAUGCUAUUUCUUACGAAGAGUUCCAGUACUUUAUCAAAGGUGGUGCAGCUUUGGAUCUAAACACAGUUGAACCAAAACCUUGCAAAUGGAUUACAGAUGUCACUUGGUUAAAUUUAAUUGCACUAUCUGCCCUAAGACAAUUUCAGUACAUUCCUUCUCAAGUUCCAGCUUCUGAAAAGCUUUGGAAGCAAUGGUUUGAUAAACCUGCUCCAGAAGAAGAACCAUUACCUAAUGGCUAUAAUGCAUUAGAUACUUUUCGGCGUUUAUUGUUAAUCAGAGCUUGGUGUAUAGAUAGAACACUGUCACAGUCAAGAAAAUACAUAUCAACUUCAUUAGGAGAAAAAUAUGCAGAGCCUGUAAUUACUCUUUUGGAUGUGAUGCUCAAUGAAUCAAGGCCAGAUACUCCAAUGAUCUGCUUUCUGAGUAUGGGUUCUGAUCCUACGCACAGUAUAGAACAUCUUGCUAAAAAGUUGGAGAUAAUAUGUAGAAGUAUCUCAAUGGGGCAGGGACAAGAGGUCCACGCAAGAAAAUUAAUGCAAAGUGCAAAGACUGAAGGUUAUUGGGCACUGUGUCAAAAUUGUCACUUGGGUUUGGAAUAUAUGCAAGAAUUAGUUAAUUUUAUUCUGGAGAUGGAGGAUCCCCAUCCUAAUUUUCGUAUAUGGAUUACUACAGAACCACAUAAGGACUUUCCAAUAUCUCUUUUGCAAAUGUCCAUAAAAUAUACUUAUGAACCUCCACAAGGAAUAAGAGCAGGCUUGCUUGCCACAUAUAGUGGAAUGCAUCAAGAAAUGCUAGAUCAAUGUGAUGCUAUACAAUAUAUACCAAUUAUAUACACAGUAUCGUUUUUACAUACUAUAGUGCAAGAAAGAAGAAAAUUUGGACCACUUGGUUGGAAUAUACCAUAUGAAUUUAAUUUAUCAGAUUGGCUGGCAUCUUGCAUGUUCAUUAAUAAUCAUUUGAAUGAUUUUGAUAUAAAACAAGGAAUAAACUGGCAUACAAUAAGAUACAUGAUAGGAGAGGUACAAUACGGAGGACGUGUUACGGAUGAUUAUGACAAAAGAUUGCUAAACACAUUUGCUAAACUAUGGUUUUCAGAUGCAAUCUUUUCAGAAGAUUUUGUAUUCUAUAAAGGAUAUCCAGUUCUAGUUUAUAAGCAAGUUACAGAGUAUCUAAAAGUAAUUGAUGAAAUGAAUCCUAUAGAUCCACCACAAGUUUAUGGUUUGCAUCCUAAUGCAAAUAUUACAUAUCAGAGUAACACUACACAGGCUGUUUUAGAUACUAUAAUAUCUGUACAACCAAAAGAGGCAGGUGUGGGUGUUGGUGAAUCUAGAGAAGUAAUUGUAGCUAGGCAAGCAAAGGAAAUGUUAAAAAAAUUGCCACCAAGUUAUGACCCAUUUGAAGUAAAAGAAAGAUUGCACGUAUUAGGCGCCACUGCACCAAUGACUAUUUUCUUGAAACAAGAAAUUGAUCGAAUACAAGUAAUUAUUACAUUAGUGGAUGCUACUUUAAAGGAUCUUUUACUUGCUAUAGAAGGUGUUAUUAUAAUGUGUGAGGAAUUGAGGGAUGCUCUUGAUAAUAUAUACGAUGCUAGAGUACCAAAAUCAUGGAGAGCAAAAUCAUGGGAAUCAUCUUCUCUUGGUUUUUGGUAUACUGAACUGUUAGACAGAAACAAACAAUUUUCUACUUGGUUACACACUGGUAGACCAGCCAAAUUUUGGAUGACUGGAUUUUUUAAUCCUCAAGGAUUUUUAACUGCAAUGAGGCAAGAAGUAACAAGGGCUCACAAAGGUUGGGCUUUGGAUAAUGUGACUUUACACAAUGAAGUCUUACGUUAUACAGCAGAAGAAAUUAAAACUGAACCUCAAGAGGGUGUUUAUGUAUAUGGACUAUUUCUUGAAGGGGCUGGAUGGGAUAGAAGGAAUAACAGAUUAUGUGAAUCUGCAAAUAAAGUUUUAUAUGUAUUAAUGCCAGUUAUUCACAUUUUUGCUCUAUAUAAUGUCCCUGAUAAAGACCCAAAAUUAUAUCAGUGCCCAGUGUACAAGAAACCGCAAAGAACGUAUGUAUUAUUUAUAACACCGCUUUGGUUGCAAACAAUUAGACCACCAGAAUUUUGGAUUCUACGUGGUGUGGCUUUAUUAUGUGAUAUUAAAUAAAUGUAAAACUUGUAUCCUGCUUUAAAUAAAAAUAUAAUCAUGACACUUGU